GCCGCCACCACCAUGCUGCCCGCGUCGGAGGCUGCAAAGAUCUACCAGACCAACUACGUGCGCAACUCCCGCGCCAUCGGCGUCCUGUGGGCCAUCUUCACCAUCCUCUUCGCCAUCGUCAACGUGGUCUGCUUCAUCCAGCCCUACUGGAUCGGGGACGGCAUGGACACCCCGCAGGCGGGCUACUUCGGCCUCUUCCACUACUGCAUCGGGAACGGGCUGUCCCGAGACCUCACCUGCCGGGGAAGCUUCACGGAGUUCAGCAGCAUCCCCUCUGGUGCGUUCAAGGCCGCCUCCUUCUUCAUCGGCAUGUCCAUGGUGCUGGUUCUCACCUGCAUCGCCUGCUUCGCGCUCUUCUUCUUCUGCAGCACCGGUACUGUCUACAAGAUCUGCGGCUGGAUGCAGCUGGCUGCAGGUACCUGUUUGAUCCUCGGCUGCAUGAUCUACCCAGACGGCUGGGACAGCGAUGAGGUGAAGAGAAUGUGCGGCGAGCAGACGGACAAGUACACACUGGGGGCCUGCUCCGUGCGCUGGGCCUACAUCCUGGCCAUCAUGGGCAUCAUGGACGCACUCAUCCUCUCCUUCCUGGCCUUCGUCCUGGGCAACCGUCAGGACAGCCUGAUGUCUGAGGAGCUGCUGGGAGAAAAGAGCAGUAAUAACGCCAUAUAAGCGCGAGGUCGCGAGAGAACAAAGAUCACAAACAGGUUUUUCUGUGGACUUGAUGUGAAGGUACUUUAGCGUCCAGCUUUUCCUCUUCUGGUCCGGCCUGUUGAAGGGACACGGGGCUGAUAUGUGAGCAGGUCAUCUAAAAAAAUUAAAGGGACAAGAGAUGGAGGACAAAAAAAAAAGGUCACGUAACCUUGAAGAGAUGGACAGGAUGACAUGCUUCAUUCCUGGAAACAACCUUUUCUGUAAAAAAAU
This is a messenger RNA of Cynoglossus semilaevis (tongue sole), 921 nucleotides long. It is a transcript of the gene lhfpl3, whose product is annotated as LHFPL tetraspan subfamily member 3. The record is from RefSeq and is a predicted model, not a curated record. Gene Ontology annotation, biological process: sensory perception of sound. The transcript has 4 exons. The coding region runs from base 13 to 669 and encodes 218 amino acids. NCBI's taxonomy places the organism in Eukaryota, Metazoa, Chordata, Actinopteri, Pleuronectiformes, Cynoglossidae. Gene Ontology annotation, cellular component: plasma membrane.